AUGGUCCGGUUGGCACUACCCCAACGGUUGAGCUCGCACCUUUCCGCGAGGAGCGCGUCGUCGACUCCCGGGCAGAGCAGAAGCACCAGUCCUCUGCGAUCUUCGGAAACCAAACAUCUGCUACUCAAGGUUUCAGUGAUUCGGGGACGCAACCUCGCAGCCAAAGAUCGGGGUGGCACGAGCGACCCAUAUUUGGUGGUCACAUUAGGAGAUGCGAGGCAGUCGACACCGACCAUAUUCAAGACCCUGAACCCGGAAUGGAACGUCUCAUUCGAGAUGCCCGUGAUGGGUGUACCGUUGUUGGAAGCUAUAUGCUGGGAUCAUGAUCGGUUCGGCAAGGAUUACCUGGGCGAGUUUGAUAUUGCAUUGGAGGAUAUCUUUGCCGAUGGCCAGGUGAACCAACAGCCCAAAUGGUACACUUUGAAUUCCAAGCGGAAGACGUCCAAAAGGAAGGACAGCACUGUGUCGGGCGAGAUCCUGCUGCAGUUCUCGCUCGCCGAUUCUGCGAACCCCGCUGCCACGCCGCCGGACAUAUUCGGCAAGUUCAAGAAAUUGGUAUACUCGGGUGAUGAGGAUGACCAGAUCCCUCAGAUCCCUCCCGCCGAUUUUGAUGACUUGGACCGGGACGAUGAGACCUCUGACGAGGCCGAUGACCUGGCAGGUGGUCCAGAAGUGGGAGAAAAACGCCGUCGGCGACUUCGGCUGGCUCGCUUGAGACGCAAGUCCCUGGCAGCUCGUGCAUACCAAUUCUCAGGCUCGGGGACUGGAGUGCAGGGUAUCGUUUUCAUGGAAAUUGUUCGGGUGACCGAUCUGCCUCCUGAACGAAAUGUAACGCGGACAUCGUUCGAUAUGGAUCCUUUUGUCGUGACCUCUCUAGGAAGGAAGACCUUGAGAACCCCUGUCAUCCGCCAUAACCUGAACCCGGUGUAUCAUGAGAAAAUGGUGUUCCAGGUGAUGCGGCACGAACAGUCUUAUACCAUCAGCUUCAAUGUGAUAGAUCGAGACAAGUUCUCCGGGAAUGACUUUGUUGCCUCUGCGGGUUUCCCUUUGCAGAAUCUCGUCCAGUCCGGCCCAGAAGCAGAUCCCGAGACGGGAUUAUAUCAUUUUGUAGAGGAUCUGGAGGAAGCUGAUCCCACUACAGCUGCCAAGUUUGGUACGCGAUCUGGUGUUAGUCCCUCGCGAUCUGGAGUCACCCCAUCGCACUCUUCACCAAGUCUCUCCAAAAUGGCUCGGCCUAUAAUAAAGACCCGUCACUCCGCCAAUUCAGUCUCAAGCCAAUCAAUGCUCGAAGCCCCAGGCCCGACUCUCCUUGCACCCUCUUCUCUCCCAGAAGAAGGAAUUCCAGAGACGGAUAGUGCUAGCUCAUUGCAGCUUUCCUCCACGCUGAACAUGUAUGAUGGCGAGUCAGCUCCGCCACCUGACCAGGACGGCUUCAGAUCUUAUACUAUUCCCCUCAUGCUCAAGAAUAGAGAGCGGUGGGAAGACAAACAUUCGCCAGAGCUGCAUGUCAAGGCAAAGUACCUGCCGUACAGUGCUCUCCGACAGCAGUUCUGGAGGUUGAUGCUUAAGCAAUAUGACGCUGACGAUAGUGGUCGCAUUGACAAGGUGGAGAUGACGACAAUGCUUGACACUCUUGGUUCAACGCUAAAGGAGUCGACAAUUGACAGCUUCUUCGAACGCUUCAGCGCAGAGAAUGAAUCUAAUGAAACCGAUGAUCUGACGUUUGAUCAGGCAGUGGUUUGUCUCGAGGACACGCUUCAAACCCUGCAGAAGAGAAAUUCAAUGGCUGCUCCCAGAGCGACUUCGCUUCCUCUGUCAAUUGCUGGAAGUCAAGAUAGUGAGCAAUCUAGCAGCGACGAGCACGUUUUGGAAACCAACAUCGCUGCUGCUUCCAAUACCGAUCCGCAGAAAACAUCUAUUCCAACCCUGUCCAGCGAAGAACAAUCUAGCGCUGAUGAGUACCUCCAGCCCGAUGAUCUCGCAGACGAGAGGGGUGAGGAGCACGUCGUCGAAAUCCGCGAGUGCCCACUUUGCCACCAGCCACGUCUUGCGAAACGCUCUGAUGCGGAUAUCAUCACGCACAUUGCCACGUGCGCAAGUCAGGAUUGGCGCCAGGUUGACAACUUAGUUAUGGGUGGCUUUGUGACCUCCAGCCAGGCACAGCGCAAGUGGUACUCCAAAGUCAUCACAAAGAUUUCAUACGGCGGAUAUAAACUCGGAGCGAACUCGGCCAAUAUCCUUGUACAAGAUCGCAUCACGGGUCAGAUCAACGAGGAACGCAUGAGUGUCUAUGUGCGACUCGGAAUCCGGCUGCUGUAUAAGGGCAUCAAAAGUCGUGAUAUGGAAAAGAAGCGAAUCCGCCGUGUGCUGCGCUCUUUGAGUGUCAAGCAGGGUCGUAAAUAUGACGACCCAGCCUCGGCAUCUCAGAUCAAGGACUUUAUCAAUUUCCAUCAGCUGGACAUGUCCGAAGUCCUAAUGCCCCUAGAAAAGUUCCGCAAUUUCAACGAAUUCUUCUACCGUGCUCUCAAGCCUGAGGCACGUCCGUGCUCCGCUCCUGAUGAGCCUAAGAUUGUUGUGUCUCCCGCCGACUGUCGCUCAGUGGUCUUUGACCGCUUGAGCGAUGCAACCAGCAUCUGGGUCAAGGGACGUGAGUUCUCAGUUGAAAGAUUAUUGGGCGAUGCUUACCCAGAGGAUGCUGCUCGGUACCGAAACGGUGGUGUCGGAGUGUUCCGUCUGGCACCUCAAGAUUACCACCGCUUCCACAUCCCCGUAGAUGGAAUCAUGGGUGAACCCAAGACCAUCGAGGGCGAGUACUAUACGGUGAAUCCUAUGGCGAUCCGAUCCGCCUUGGACGUCUACGGCGAAAAUGUCCGCAUCCUCGUCCCCAUUGACUCUGUUGAGCAUGGCCGAGUUAUGGUUGUCUGCGUUGGCGCCAUGAUGGUCGGCAGCACAGUCAUCACCCGGAAAGCCGGCGAGAAGGUUUCGCGAGCUGAAGAACUGGGCUACUUCAAAUUCGGUGGCAGCACCCUUUUAGUGCUCUUUGAAGAUGGCAGGGUCAAUUUCGACAGGGACCUAGCGGACAACUCCAAGGGUGCUCUGGAAACUUUGAUCCGAGUUGGCAUGUCGGUCGGACACACCCCUGAUAUUCCUCAGUAUGUACCUGACAUGCCCAAGAAGUCGGAGAAUAUCACUGCCGAGGAGAUGCAAGAAGCCAAGCGACGCAUUGAGGGCAGUCUGGCACCAACAAGCAAGCCAUCCACCUUACUCAAGUCGAUUCAAUGA
Messenger RNA from Penicillium samsonianum, 3282 nucleotides. Its product is annotated as putative phosphatidylserine decarboxylase Psd2. Gene Ontology annotation, molecular function: calcium ion binding; phosphatidylserine decarboxylase activity. The coding region runs from base 1 to 3282 and encodes 1093 amino acids. Gene Ontology annotation, biological process: phospholipid biosynthetic process. The record is from RefSeq and is a predicted model, not a curated record. NCBI's taxonomy places the organism in Eukaryota, Fungi, Ascomycota, Eurotiomycetes, Eurotiales, Aspergillaceae. The transcript is spliced from 7 exons.